Pocillopora meandrina is the source of this 954-nucleotide messenger RNA. NCBI's taxonomy places the organism in Eukaryota, Metazoa, Cnidaria, Anthozoa, Scleractinia, Pocilloporidae. The record is from the annotation of a GenBank genome assembly.
AUGGAAACCUCUACCGCCUCUUUUACGAACCAGUAUCCCAGCACAGCACUACCAAUGUUUCAGAGCUGGUGUGAUGCAAAACAAAUUCAAGAGUCGACCUUCAUGAAGAGCUCGAAUGUUGUUAACGCCAUGAUCAACUUAACGUUGUCUCUAGUGACCAUCACCGGGAAUGUAUUGAUUUUGUUGUCUCUCAGGAGAAGUUCUCGACUGCACGCCACAUCAAAGGCCCUUUACUGCAGUCUUGCUAUUUCAGAUCUAGGUGUUGGUUUGGUAGUCCAGCCAGCGUUCUUUAUAAGGCUCGUGGCAGGGCCAUCGAUACCAGAGACAUGCGAGAUUCUAGGAGUCAUUAUCAAUGUCGCUGGGGUUAUAUCUGUGGGGAUAUCCUUGCAGAUAUUGUCAGCUAUCAGUGUGGAUCGUGUCCUUGCUAUUCGGCUCAAGAUGCGUUACAAAGAAGUUGCUUCUGUUUUCCGCGUGCGUCUCGUAUUAAUCACUUGUUGGUUCUUCAGUACUUUCCAUGCGUUUUCGAUCUUCUUCAGCCCGGCAUUCUUCAGCCUGUUUCAGAUCCUUGGCAUCAUUUUGUGCAUCGGUGUCUCCACUGUCUCGUACAUCAUUAUUUUCCACACUCUGCGAAAACUGCAAAGUCAAGUUCAGAACUACAGUCUCGAGGAAGAAGCAUCGCAAAAUUCCUUCAACAUAAAACGGUACAAGAAAUCCGUGUCCACUUCACUGUGGGUGUAUGCGUCCCUUCUAGCGUGUUACAUGCCAUUUAUGUUGUCCCUUAUCGCCAGGAUCGCUUGGGGAAUGAGUCCAACAUUUCUUGCAAUACAGUGGUGCACUGUUUCUAUGAUCUACAUGAACUCCGCGUUGAAUCCUAUCUUGUAUUGUUGGAAAAUCCCCGAAGUGAGGGAUUUAAUGAAGGGAAUUAUUAAAGAAUGCUGUUGCUGUCGCAAAUAA